Molecule: messenger RNA, 816 nt
Organism: Microthlaspi erraticum
Lineage: Eukaryota; Viridiplantae; Streptophyta; Magnoliopsida; Brassicales; Brassicaceae
Source: the annotation of a GenBank genome assembly
AUGGCAAUGAGCAAUGGUACAUACGGCGAAGAUCAUGACCGCACAAACAGAGGAUCCGUCGAAGCAGAGGAAAAGCACAAGAAGGAACUGAAGGUGCUGAACGACAAGCUUGACAAACUGCUUAUAGUCCAGCAAAAACAGUCGCCAGGGUUACUACAAGAACAACCCCAAUAUGUCCUAUCGAAGCACGAAUGUAGAGAACCCCAGGACCAAGUCUAUCCUCCUCAAGCCAACACGUCUGGUCAAGGAAAGAUGUACCCAACUAAACCACGUGAUGGGUACAACAAAAAUUUCCAAGGAGGCUAUCAGAAAAACACCUCUGUUCCACCUGGAUUCGAGGCUAAGCAAGGUCCACAAGAACCUGGAGUCAAGCAGAUGCUUCAGCAACUACUUCAGGACAGUCUACCGGAAACGUGGAUCUCAACAAGCGACUAUCUGAGAUCAAUGGGAGAAUCGACUUCUCGCACCACGACCUUCAGACUAAGAUUGAAGCUCUCACAAGUAGAAUCCAUCAGCUUGAACACAAAGGCGGAACAGCUUCCUCAUCCAGAACGCAAGGUCAACUUCCGGGACCCGCACCAGUCAAUGAGGACAUUGAGGAACAAGAGGAGGAGAUUUCAGUUGAAACUGAAGCCAGCACCUGUGACUGAAGAGGAACCACCAGUUCAAGAGAAAGAGAAAGCACCAGAGGAAGUGCAAAAGAAGAAGAAAGCCCCAGCUUUCGUUCCUCCUCCUUACAAACCGCAACUUCCCUUUCCUGCCCGAUUCAAGAAACAACAGCUUGAGAAAGCAGAGCUCUGUUUGAUAAGCAAAUAA